This is a messenger RNA of Colius striatus (speckled mousebird), 2316 nucleotides long. It is a transcript of the gene DBF4, whose product is annotated as DBF4-CDC7 kinase regulatory subunit. Gene Ontology annotation, cellular component: nucleus; Dbf4-dependent protein kinase complex. The record is from RefSeq and is a predicted model, not a curated record. Gene Ontology annotation, biological process: regulation of cell cycle phase transition; positive regulation of nuclear cell cycle DNA replication. The transcript has 12 exons. Lineage: Eukaryota; Metazoa; Chordata; Aves; Coliiformes; Coliidae. Gene Ontology annotation, molecular function: protein serine/threonine kinase activator activity; nucleic acid binding; zinc ion binding. The coding region runs from base 140 to 2266 and encodes 708 amino acids.
GCGGCGUGGCGCGGCAGAGCCAGCGGCUGCGGCGGGAGCGGAGCUGGCGCUACCGCGGAGCUUAGAGGCCCUGCUGAACUCCCGCCGCUUUGCCGGCGGGCGGAGAAGAGAGGAGAGGAGGAUGUGAGUCUGCAGGAAGAUGAAGCCGAGCGCUGCGGAGGCCGCCGACAAAGGAGCGCGUCCUCCAGAUGGAAUGCAAGCAAAACCAGUAAAGACAAGAUCUUCGCUGAAGACUGUGAAAAAAGAUAUAGGAAAGCUUGAGAAACUUAAAUAUAAGCCACUCACUGGGAAGGUGUUUUACCUUGAUAUUCCAUCAAAUGUGAUCUCUGAAAAGAUAGGAAAAGAUCUCAAAGAGCUAGGAGGGAGGGUGGAGAGUUUUCUUAGUAAAGAUAUCAGCUACUUGGUGUCUAAUAAAAAGGAGGCAAAAUUUGCACCAUCUCUUGGUCAGAUUUCUCCUGUCCCCAGCCCAGAAUCUGCAUGUAAUGGAGGAAAUAGCCCACCUCAUCCUAGCAAGCGAAAAGAUCAUCAUGAUGGAAGUUCAUUUAAGGUAGCAGAUCCGGUACGUAUGAGCAGAGGAAAAUCCCUAGUUGAAAAAGCCAUCAAAGAGCAGGACUUAAUUCCUUCUGGUAGUAUAUUGUCCAAUGCUUUGAGCUGGGGAGUGAAGAUCCUUCAUAUUGAUGAUGUAAAGAAUUACAUUGAACAAAAGAAGAAGGAGCUCUACUUAAUAAAAAGUGCAGGCAGUUCUCUUAAGGAUGGGGGAAGACAAGUUACUGCUCAAAAGACAAGAAGUAGACUGAAAAAUCCAUUUGUCAAGGUGGAAGAUAGAAGUCGCCGCUACCGACCGUUUUAUCUGCAGUUACCCAGUUUUCCAGUUGUGAACUACUGUGUUCCCAAACCCUAUAGUCCGUUUGAGGUGGAUAAGAAGCUUCCUUCUGCUCAAAAGCAAACUCAGUCUAAGCAAAGAAACAAAAUAAAUAGUGACAAGGAUUGUGGAGCUCUUGUUCAACUCCCUCCAAAGGAGAAAAAAAAGAGAGGAUAUUGUGAAUGUUGUGGGAAGAAAUAUGAAGAUCUGCAAACACACCUUGAAAGUGAACAGCACCAAAAUUUUGCCCAAAGCACACAGUACCAGGUUGUUGAUGAUAUCAUCUCAAACUUUGUUUAUGAAUUUGUAGAAUACAUAGACGAUGCAAAUAUUAAAAGGACAAAGUGUAGCAUAGGAUAUUUUUCUCCUAUUAUUGGAAAGAUAACUAGAGCAGAUGAGCUGAAAGAACGACUGAAAAAGCAGCGUGUCUCGUUGAAGAGUUACUCGUGGAAGGAUUCAGCCAUACGGGCACUCAAACUGGAUCGCCAGCCCACAGAAAUACACCCCAACUCCGUGCCAGUGCCUACCUCUAUUUCUGGAUCUAUCUGUUCGGUUCUUUAUUGUCAGCCAUCACAACCUUCAGAGCUAAAAAGUAAGUUCAGAAAUAAUGAUGGAAACGUUAAAACAAAUUGCUCCUGUGCUGCAAACUUCAGAGAGACUGUUGCGUCGUCAAACUUCAUACAACCACCCCCUCAGAAAGACUACAAAGCUUACCCAGAGAACUUGUCUCCUGCUUAUGAGCCAUUCAGUAAAGAAAUACUGGAACCAGAAACAAACAGCAAGAAUGUAGAGUGUUUUCAGGAGGACACAUGUACUUUGUACUCUCAGGCUCAAGUUACAGACCUUAGUGAUAAAGACAAGAACCUAUCACAGGCCAAACGGAAGCUAAAUAAUGCAGUAGCUCUACCAGCAAAGUGUUUGAAAAAAAUGGAUGCCAAUCCUAUGUUUGUCAACAAACAUCAUGAUUUAUGUGAUAAUCAUCAACAGCUGCAGCACAAUGUACUUCUGGAGGCUGAAGUAUCUGAUACUGCCAUAAACAAAGAAGUUAAUGAAUUGGCUGCCAGCACUGCACACAGUUCACCGUCUGGAAAGCUGCACAGGAAAGUGAAGCUUUGCUUGGGGAGAAGUAAGAGAGAAACUUGGAAACAGAAUACAGAGUUAUCUGGGAAGUACACAGAUGGAUUGUCUCUUCCUGUAGAGAACAGAAGUUCCUGUAGCUCACCAGUCCAGUCCCUACUGGAAUUAUUUCAGACAAGUGAAAGAAACUCAGAGUUUGGUGGUUUUUCAAGUUGUAGUGAAAACAAAGGUUCAACUAGUCUAAAAGAUAUAUGGGAAGGGCAGAGUACAAAUGUUUUGUGGUCACUAUUUUCCUCUUCGUCCUCCUCCCCAUUUGUUGGAUUUUAAUGGCGCUUUAUUUAAUGAUUUUCAAAUAAAGUUGGAAAUACAAGAUUUUA